UGGGUUUGUUUGUAGUUCUGUAAAAACUUUAAGGACAAAUCAGUCCUUUCACAAUGAACAGGUUGUUGUUUGCUGAUAAUAAGGUUUGAGUCUGGUAAUGAAAUGCAAAUAAAAAUCAAUACUUUGCAGAGAGAGAUGGCAAAAUUCUCACUUGAAGAUGGAGAAGGGUCAAGCUUUCCAAGGCCAAAAAGACAAAGGCCCUCUUCUCCCUCUUCUCCUCCUCCUGAUUUUACCAUGGGAGAAAUUGUUCGCGAGGAUGAAGAAUCUGAAGAAGAUGAGGAAGAGGACGAUGUGGACACAAGUGAUGGAAGUGAAGAAGAAGAUGAGGAGGAGGAGGAGGAGGAGGAGCAGGUGGAAGAAAUAGUUAGACCACAACCACCACCACCACAACGACAACCACAACCACCACCACCACCACCACCACCACCACAACAACAACAACAACCACCACCACCGCGGCCGCAAGAAAAUAAUCAGAUAACAACUGUGGGACUACAGCCACCACAACACAGAUUAUUUGAGGCUUCAGUCUUUCUAGGACAUACCCUUGUGGGGCCAAGCAGAAAUGGGGUUAUUUAUGCAACUUUAUCAGACCCAGAAGUUCUUGAUUGUCCCAUCUGCUGUGAACCCUUGACCAUUCCUGUUUUUCAGUGUGACAAUGGACAUACAGCUUGCUCUUCAUGCUGCAUAAAACUUCAACACAAGUGUCCUUCUUGCACUAUGCCUAUUGGCUAUAACCGCUGUCGUGCCAUUGAGAAAGUUCUUGAAUCACUGAAAGUAUCAUGCUCCAAUAGUAGUUAUGGGUGCAAAGAAAGCAUUUGUUACAGUAAGAAAUACGAACAUGAUAAGAGUUGCACCCAUGCUCCAUGUACAUGCCCCCUGCCAGCUUGCAACUACCAGGGCUCAUCUAAGCGUUUGUACCAACAUUGUAGGAUUAAACAUUUAUGUGACUUGACAUCUUUCCAAUUUAAUACCAGCUUCCCUCUUUUCUUUAUGGUUGAUCACAAAUUCCGUGUUCUUCAAGAAGAGAAAGAAGAUGUUUUAUUCAUUCUGACUAAUAGAUCGGAGUGUCUUGGAAAUGUGAUCACUGUUAGUUGUAUGGGGCCUUCUUCAUCAAAGCAAGGAUACUUUUAUGAACUCACAGCAAAAGCGGAGGGAAGCAAUGUCAGAUUCCAAUCUUCCACUAGAAAUAUCCAAACCAGAGUCGAUCACCCUCCAUCACUGGGGUUCCUUCUAGUCCCAAAUGAUUUCCUUGGUACCCAUGGGGGGAUCACCUUGGAUGUCUGCAUAUGGCGUCUUGGCUCAUAUCCUUCUGUAAGCUCUGCACUAGGCAGCUCUAUCCAAUGUAAGUGAAUAAAAAAGAACCAAAUUGCAACUUGUGAGUGGCCCUUUCGAAAUUGUAAAAGCAGAUGUGACUAGCCUGUUUCGUAGUUUCUAUAUCCUUGUUUAAUUUCUGAUUGAAUCUUUUUAUUAUGAUGAUAUUACUACAAUGAUAUUCAUUUUCUACCCAUUGGUUUA
Populus trichocarpa (black cottonwood) is the source of this 1518-nucleotide messenger RNA. Its product is annotated as E3 ubiquitin-protein ligase SINA-like 7. The transcript is spliced from 2 exons. The coding region runs from base 103 to 1353 and encodes 416 amino acids. The record is from RefSeq and is a predicted model, not a curated record. Gene Ontology annotation, molecular function: zinc ion binding. Lineage: Eukaryota; Viridiplantae; Streptophyta; Magnoliopsida; Malpighiales; Salicaceae.